UGCGCUUAGCCUGGGGAAAGCGUUAGGGUGGGACAGGGGUUUCUUGGAAAGCGGUUUUUGCGCGAAGGGGGCAAAAUCGCGGGAAGAGGCCUUAAGAGAAUUGGAGGUGAGGGGUGGAUGGCUAACGGCGCGAAUGUCCGCGUUGUCCCCGGGGGAGACGAGAGCAGUGAGAGCGACGACGACGGCUGGGGGAUCGGGUUCAUGUCCGAGGCCCAGUGUUUAGAUAAAAUCUUGCAUACCGAGAAUAAAAAUGAAGUUUUCAAAAAAGCAUUAACUGCUGGAAGCUUGUCUGUCAUUGAGGAACUCUUAAAUACAGGCAUAAAUGUAGAAUCUAGCCUUCAGUUUGGAUGGACUCCCCUCAUGUAUGCAGCUAGCGUUGCGAAUGUGGAACUUAUGUAUCUCCUUCUAAGCAGAGGUGCAAAUGCAAGUUUUGAGAAGGAUGAUUAUUCAAUAUUGAUGGCUGCAUGUACUGCAUCUGGUUCAGAAGAACAGAUUUUAAAGAGUGUAGAACUACUGCUUUCAAGAAAUGCAAAUCCUAAUGCUGCAUGCAAGAAGAAAAUGACUCCAUUAAUGUAUGCAGCCCGAGAAGGCCAUUCACAAGUUGUUGCUCUCCUUGUUGUUCAUGGAUCACAAGUAAAUGCCCAAGAUAAAGGCGGUUACACUGCAUUAACAUGGGCAGCAUGCCAGGGUCAUAAAAAAGUAGUAUUCAAGCUGCUUGAACUUGGAGCUGAUAAAUCAAUACAGACACAAGAUGGACAGACCCCAGGAGAGAUUGCAAAGAAGAACAGGCAUUUAGAGAUUUUCAGUUUACUUUCUUUGACGGCAAGUCCUUUCCAAAGAAAAUUCCAGAACCUGAGUAAAGAAGAACCUAUUCACAGAUUAAUAACUGCAGUUCCAGAAGCCCUUAAAAGCCACAAAAUCAGGUAGUACCUCAGACUUCAGAACUUAAGUUUUGAAAGUUUGUCUCUGGGAAAAUACUUUCAUCUCUUAUAGGAAAGAGAAAUACCUUUAAGACAGCUUUUGACAAUGGGAAAAGAAGACUUAAUACAGAUUGGCAUUGACAAUGCUAGAGAUCAACAAAAAAUUUUAGAUGCUGUUAAAGAGCUACAUGUAGAAGAAGUAAAGUUGGAAGAGCUGACUGCAGUGACAAAUUUGGAAUUCAGUGGUGAUGAAUUUCUUUCCUUUCUUAUGAAACUAAAAAGGCAAUGCAUUCAACUUAAAACUUCUGUGCAGAAUGUUAUUGGUCAGUUUCCGACAGAGGCUCAUAAGUUGGUUCUUGAAUGGAGUCCACCCCAUAGUCUAGCUAAAGUGUGUGAAGACCUGAUUUUGAGUGCUGAAGAUCUUACUGCAGAGGCUGUAAAACUAAAAAUGCGCCUGAAUAAGCUCCAAGAUGGGCAGAAUCAUGAUCCUUGCCGAAUGCAACCUUUGGUGGAACACAGCAGAUGGAAGACAACUUUUUUAAAAAUAGCAGCAGUAACUAUGGUUGGGUCUGGAUGUAUUUUCUUUAUUUUCAAGUUAUCUCUAAAGAAAAAUUGAAUUAAAAUAAGAUUUUAUGUAUAGUUAAUAAACCUAGACAAUUCUCAAGUUUUAAUCUAGAAGGGUACAUUGAUUUUCACCAUUCCUAAGUUAAGCAUACAGCUCUCUUGCACCAAUGCUAUUGAAGUUGACGUAUUUUUGCUUGCGCAAUGCUUCAAGUUUUCUUUGCAAAAAAUAAGGGUGGGGUAGGAAUUAGAAGCAAAAUGCUUCCAACUUCCACUUGUAUAACCUCUUUGUUAUGCACAAAUAACACUCCAGAUACAAAGUCACUCAGCUCUCAUUCUGACAGCUUGAUUUGGGGUUAUAGCAGAAACAAGAGUGAUUUGCUUCUCACUGUUAAAAUACGAAAAUGGGUGUGUUUGUGACAGCUCUGCUGGUAAAUUAGCAGUGUCCUUCAGAAUAGUCAUGAGGCUGAGUUGUAACCUUUACCUUUAUAUAUUAGUCACCACUACAAGAAAUCCCAAUUCUUAGAUUUUCAAAUUUUAAAUCCAUAUGAAUACAUGUAUAUGUUUCAGAUACAUAUUGAUAUACAUAUAAUGUAACUGAGUAAACACUAUUUUUUAUUCAUUAGGCUAUGCCACAAGUUUGCUUAGUUUUCAUUCUGACAUUGCUAUAAGAAGUUAAUAUUCAAGAACGUUACUUUCAUCUGGAUUUGCUUACUUCCUGAUCUGAGUUAUUUUUAAAAGCAAGAUCAAAAGAUCUCAGCAAAAUUAGUUUAUAAUUAUAACAACAUAAUUGCUUAAUAUGCAAAAUGUUUAAUUUUUCAUUGUUAAUUUUAUGCCAUGCCAUAAACAAACCACAAUGGCUAGAUUUAUACACCACAUGGUAUAGUUUGAAUUAACAUUGAAGACUGAAGUGAAAAUAGAAAUAAUUCCAAACUGUGUAGAUUUCCCAAAUGCUCUCCCUGUCAUUGCAGGUUUAUUUUUCACAUUCACUAUAUAUUUUAUGCAGUGCAAGUAACUGAGAUCAAUAACCAAACCAGUUAUAAUGGAAAGGACUUCAUUAGUUAAAUCACCGUGUUCUACUUAUGAAAGAGUCUCUGUGAGGGAUUGUCAUAUGUACAGUAUAUUCCUGGUUCUAUUAAAACACUACUAUUGGGGUCUACAUGAUUAUGUAUCACAAAUUGUUAUUGAAAUUCUCAAUAUUUUAAAAACUGAAAGAAGAUUAGACGUUCAAUAAACUCCCUUGAGUUUUAUGACUUAUAAUGGCACUGAGUGCAUUUUAAAAUCAGGUAUGACUUAACAAAUGGGCAACAUGGUGCCAUUAAAAAGUUAAGUACCUUCAGCAUGGUUGAGUCAUACAAGUCAAAAGUCUGUUUGCUUAGACUAUAUUAAAGAAUUAGAAUGGACAAGUUAAAGUUAAUGUCCACAAAUUGCGACUUAAGCAACAUGAUUUUAUUUUAAAACAUAAGAAAUAUCGGUGGUGUGAAAGCAUACUACACGGAUCUGGUAGCUGAACUUAGUAAAUUAGGGUUUUAAUAGAUAUAACUGCCAUACUACCAAAGAAAAAAAUAUUCAUCCAAAUACUUUGGAAAUCCUCAGCCUUCUAGUGUUAAUAGAAAAUACCUGGAUAGAAAUUAUACCGUGUUAUAGUCAGGAUUUUCAACAAUACAUGGUUAAUUGUAGAGGUGUUUAUCCCAUUUUAUUAUUUUUAUAAAUAAGAUGAACAUACCUAAAAUGCCUUUAUCAUCCUAUUUUCCCCACAACUAUCCUAUGAGGUGGUUUGGGCUGAGAGAAAAUGACUGUCCAAAAGUCACAUAGCCAGCUUAUUGGAGUUAGUCCAAUAACUCAGUAAUAUCAUACCAAAAACAAAUAAAAAGCAAAUUGCUGUUAAAUAUUUGUCAAAGAACCAACUUCCAUCCUUACUAUGAACAGGAUUUGUAAAGAAGGACCAACUUUAAGCAAUGCAACUUUUGUCAUUCCUUCAAAGAAAAGGAUCUCUUCUAGCAGUUAUUAAAAUAACAUUUUUGCUGUACCAUUUUCCUCCCUAACUCAUCUUUAUAUACUGUAGAUAUUCCUUAACAAAUGAGUUACAUGGCCACUUACGCUUUUUCAUGAACUCAGUCUUAAUACUUAUGAGUGAUAAUUUGGGAUAAGUAUGAGCCAAGUGAAGUCAAGCAUAUCUGAAUCAACAAGUGCAAUGGAUUGGUCAUGGCUUUGACUGGAAUACCUGUUGCAGCAUCACCUGGGACAAGAGGACCUGGUAGUAAAACUCCUUACUACCACCCAGUCAGACUACUUGUAAUGCCCUCUACUUUGUGCUGCCCUUUAAAAGUGCUUGGAAACAACCGUUGGUCCAAAAUGCGAUGGCACACAUCAUUACAUUUGUGGAUUUCACAUUGAUUCCAGUUGAUUUUCAGGUCCAACUUAAGGUACCGUUAUUGAUCAAAAGUGGUUAUCUGGAUACCUUCAGGAUCACCUCCCAUCGGUAAGUUACACAAAAAAGAAACUGCUGUGAAUCCUGCAUUUUGAGAUAUUUCAGGGAUUGGUUAAGUGAUGGUGA
Messenger RNA from Notechis scutatus (mainland tiger snake), 4038 nucleotides. The record is from RefSeq and is a predicted model, not a curated record. NCBI's taxonomy places the organism in Eukaryota, Metazoa, Chordata, Lepidosauria, Squamata, Elapidae.